Messenger RNA from Rana temporaria (common frog), 2983 nucleotides. RefSeq names its product collagen type IX alpha 3 chain (gene COL9A3). NCBI's taxonomy places the organism in Eukaryota, Metazoa, Chordata, Amphibia, Anura, Ranidae. The transcript has 32 exons. The record is from RefSeq and is a predicted model, not a curated record. Bases 178 to 2208 code for a protein of 676 amino acids.
CUCUCCUCCUCCUCCACUUCUCUGAAGCCCCCUACCUCUCCACAUCCCAGGACCAGCAGAGAGAACUUAUUCAGGAGUCAGACACCCCUCACUCAGGGGCUGCAAUCCAGGAGGAGCGAGGGGGACACAGGGACCGUAGGCAGCCGGCACAGGGGUUGAAGGAUCCAGGGGAAAAAGAUGGUUUGGUUCCCAGCUCUUGGGUUCCUUUUAUUGGUCCACUUGGUGGCACCCCAAGCGCCGAGAGCGGGACCUUCGGGACCACCUGGCCCACCUGGACCUCCUGGAAUACCGGGCAAGGAUGGAAUAGAUGGUGAACUCGGACCCGCUGGUAUACCUGGACCUGCAGGCCCCAAAGGAGCCCCUGGAAAACCAGGAGAAGCUGGAAAAGCUGGCCUGCCUGGCCUUCCGGGAAUUGACGGCCUGACUGGAUCUGAUGGGAAAGCUGGACCUGAUGGACCUCCAGGAGGAAGGGGAGAUAUUGGACCACCUGGGCCUGAUGGACCUUCAGGAAGAGGACCACCAGGACCUCCUGGUCUGGCUGGACCGAGCGGCUUACCAGGCGGUAAAGGACCCCAGGGACCAGCGGGACCUGCAGGUCAACCUGGCCUUCCAGGCCCACCAGGACCACCAGGCCCUCCGGGUCUUCCCGGAGUUGUUCCCGACAGCAAUGGAGAUUUGCAGUGUCCAGCUGUUUGCCCACCUGGCCCACCCGGUCCUCCUGGCAUGCCAGGGUUUAAGGGUCACACGGGGCACAAAGGAGAGAGAGGGGAGUCUGGAAAGGACGGACAGAAGGGAGAUCCAGGACCACCGGGACCAGCAGGAAUCCCAGGCAGUGUGGGCUUACAGGGCCCAAGAGGUCCAAGGGGCUCAGUCGGACUCCAAGGAGGAGCAGGAGACAGGGGAGACACCGGAUUCAGGGGACCUUCCGGUCCUCCAGGACCUCCUGGGAAAGCUGGGGAUCAAGGUGUGAGGGGUCCCCAGGGAUACCUAGGACCAAAGGGAGACACGGGCAAAUCAGGUCCAAAAGGAAUGCCAGGAGGUCCGGGCCCGUUAGGAGAACCGGGAAUGCCCGGAAAGGAUGGACGGGAUGGGACCAAUGGUCUGGACGGCGAGAAGGGUGACCGGGGACGGAUAGGAGUUCCUGGAGAGAAGGGACCCAAUGGGCUACCUGGGCUUGGUGGUAAAGCUGGAACAAAGGGAGAAAAAGGCCAACUGGGCAGCGGCGGAGAGCAGGGAGAAAGUGGACCUUCUGGAGAGCCAGGUAUUCCCGGUGAAGCCGGCCCCCCAGGAGAGAGAGGAGAAGCCGGCCCCAGAGGAGGAGCUGGUGGCCUUGGACUACAAGGACCCAUUGGAGUUUCUGGAGUAAGAGGCUUCCAGGGACCAAAAGGCAACAUUGGUGACCCUGGUUUACCAGGACCUACCGGCAUCCGUGGUGGAUUUGGUGAGCGGGGUCCUGUAGGAGCUUCAGGCCCCAAGGGUAGCGAGGGUAUUGCUGGCUCUGAUGGACUUCCAGGAGAGAAGGGAGAGAUGGGACCAUUUGGACCAGUUGGACAGAAAGGAGAGCCAGGAGUGAGAGGUGAACCAGGUCCUAAAGGUAUCUCUGGACCCAAUGGUACAUCUGGAGUACUAGGCGUUCCCGGUCCACCAGGAGCAAUGGGGCUUCAAGGAGAACAAGGUGUUCCAGGAUUAACCGGCAAAACUGGAGUCCCAGGAAAGCUGGCAAGUGAGCAGCACAUCCGGGAGUUGUGUGGUGGAAUGAUAAGUGAUCAAAUUGCACAGCUAGCUGCUAAUCUUAGAAGGCCUUUGGCUCCAGGGGCAGUUGGUAGACCAGGUUCUCCUGGACCACCUGGACCUCAAGGUGUCAUUGGACAAGUUGGACAUACUGGUAAUCGUGGACCUCCAGGAUAUAGAGGGCCACCUGGAGAACUGGGUGAUUCUGGUCCCAGAGGUAACCUGGGUGACAAAGGAGACAAGGGACCUGUUGGAAGAGGCAUCGAUGGUCCACCUGGAGAUCAAGGAGAACAAGGUGCCCAAGGAGCUCUUGGUGUAAGUGUAGAUGGUCGGGAUGGUUCCCACGGUGAGGCUGGUUACCCUGGAGAGCCUGGAAGACCUGGUGCUGUAGGAGCCCACGGUACCCCUGGAAUAUGCGACACCUCCGCUUGUCAAGGUGCCAUGGCUGCAGAAAAAUCAGGUUCCAGAAAGUCAUAAACAUGACAGUGAACUAAGAAAAGGAACUGUCUUUAAUACAGCCCUCUUUCGUAAAGCAAGACCUUCCCAAGCAUUCAGAGAGGCUGGGUUUGUAUCAUAUCCCCAAAACGAAUGGUGGAGGACCAACAUCAAUACAUCAACUCCAUAAAACAGGAGAACAUUUGAUUAAAGUACCUUAGGUGAUGAUUUUAUUUUGUUUAUACAUUAACUAUAACCCCCUUUCCCCUGAAACCUACAUUUAUUUGUUACCUCUUGGAAACCCCCUCAUCUUUAGCGUUCUUUUUUUUCCUUCUGUGCUUGGCUUGCUCAUCCCAAGUUCACAGGCCCGUGACAAUAAGCCUACCAUCCAGACUAGCCAGGCCAAGCGCAUCCAAUCCUCUCACAGCCUUGCCUUGCUAGAGGUAAGUGUACAUAGAAAACUUUCCACAGAAGACAAUCUGGAUAUUCCACUGUUAUUUUUUUUCACCUCCGUCAACAUUCGGUGAAAUCAGACACUCUGGUGUGACUGCCGUGUUGUAAUAACUGUUCCCGAAACCUAGAUGCGUACUGUAAAAAAAAUGUCUUGUAAAAAAAUAAAGAAUUGUUUUUUUUUAAAACCAUGAUUUUUAAACACGUCCUGUUUUCGCGUACCGCGGACAAAUAAACGGCUGCAAACAAUGUGAAUAUCGGUGAUUGAAAUUUAGUAUUUAUUUUGGUGACUUUUGUGUACAAUGAAAGCUGUUGCACCGUCUGUUGUAAGAAUGAAAUAAAGCCACUUUCACCACACGGAAAUCCA